Molecule: messenger RNA, 3231 nt
Organism: Pundamilia nyererei
Lineage: Eukaryota; Metazoa; Chordata; Actinopteri; Cichliformes; Cichlidae
Gene: arhgap12b
Product: Rho GTPase activating protein 12b
Exons: 16
Coding region: 274-2901 (875 amino acids)
Biological process (GO): signal transduction; regulation of GTPase activity
Cellular component (GO): cytoplasm
Molecular function (GO): protein binding
Source: RefSeq, a predicted model, not a curated record
CCGGAUGUGCGCUGUUUCCGCUCGGAACUUGACAGCCUGUGGAGAGGCGGCGGAUUGCGAACAAGCUGGCUGAAGGACUUGAGGUCUUCUGCGGACUCAGUCGGAGCGGGCGGGACUGAAAUAGGUUAGAAAAAAGUUCCCUCGGAGUACCUCUGCGGUCGGCACGAAGCACGGAGAGACGAAGCGGGAGUUUCUUUUUUCUCGAGUGAGAUAUGAGGAACCCUGCAGGCCCAGAUUGCUGAUCAGCUGAGGCAAGCACUUGUUCCCACAGACAUGGCUGACAGAGAGGGGCUGCCCAUCGCUCCGGGACAGGUCUACAUUGAGGUGGAAUAUGACUACGAGUACAAGGCCAAAGAUAAGAUGGUGGCUAUCCGGCAGGGAGAGUGCUAUAUGCUGGUGAAGAAGACCAACGAGGACUGGUGGCAGGUGAGAAAGGACGAAGGCGCAAAGGCAUUUUAUGUGCCAGCACAGUACGUCAGGGAGGUGCGCAGGGCGCUCAUGCCCCCCCAGAAACCCGCCUUGAGGGCCAAGCCCGCCGUUUUGGACAUCUGCCGGGCCUCCAAUGAGAACCUCAACAGACCUCAGCCAGAAAUGUCCAGCUUCGGACGCCCGUCGCCUUCUUCCACCCCCUCUCCAUCCUCUGAUCGCGUCACUCCGCCUGCACUGCCCAAGGAUGCUAACCAGAAUGUGGGGAGUCCCCACCACUGCAAGCUGGUGGCUGAGUUGGUACUUCUCCACAAUAACAACAACCACCACCACCCCAACAAUUCCACAUUGCCACGGACGCGGGCUGAUUCACCAACACCAAAAUCGGGGAACAACCACAAAAGCCCGGAUGGCAGCAAGACGUCCCCUCUGAGCGAGUUUCCUGGAGAGGGGCUAAACAAGCUCCGCAACGACUCGGAGUCUGGAGACGAGCUGAGCAGCAGCUCAACAGAACACAUGCAGACAACAUCACCGACAGGUCAGGGCCGGUCCGACUCGCCUGUCUAUACCAACCUCCAGGAGCUGAAGAUCUCUCAGUCCAGCCUGCCUCCUGUGCCCUCAGGCUCCCCAAUCCACAUCCUGGGUGACUGGGAGACCCACAAAGAUCUGAGUGGCAGGCACUUCUACUACAACCGGGCCACUGGGGAGCGGACCUGGAAGCCACCACGCACCAGGGAUACUAGCAGCAGCACCAGCAGUACCCGAGGAGACAGUCAGUGCACAGCGGAGAGUGAGCCACUGUCCUCAGAGGAAAACUGCCACAGCACCCACUCCAGUCAGUCUGACAGCCAGUAUGGGUCACCCCCUAGAGGCUGGUCUGAAGAGCUGGAUGAACAUGGACACACCCUCUAUGUGUCUGAAUACACACAGGAGAAGUGGAUAAAACAUGUGGACGAACAAGGCCGACCCUACUACUACAGCGCUGAUGGCUCCAGGUCAGAGUGGGAAUUGCCUAAGUACAACAUCUCCCCUCAGCCUGGCGAGGUUCCUAAGAGUCGCAGCCUGGAGAGAAAGCAGCCGGAGCCCAUUGUCCUCACUAAGUGGAGGCACAGCACUUAUGUCUUAGACCUCAAUGACAAGGAGUGUGCUUCGGUGCCCAAGCAGAGCUCUCCAGACUCUGACUCCUGCCCCUCAUCUCCUAAGCACCCCUUGACCGUUAGUAUCCCAGCUUGCACUGCACACUGCAUAUCAUCAUCCUGCUGUCUCUGCAUGUUCUUAGAUGAUUUAACGACUAUUUUAUUAACUGUUGUGUUAUUUACUGAGUCCAGUGUUAAGUCUUUACCCCUUUGUUGCAUAUCUGGUUUCAUCCUUGUACAGACACAGCAUGACAUCCCUGUUAUAUUAUGUGUGCGUCAGAUGUUGUCUCUCAUACUGUGUCUCGUCUCUCUGUUCCAGAAGUUUGGCAGCAAUCAGUCUAAGCCUGAGUUCACUGUGGAUCUGCGCGGGGGGACAGUGGAGUGGGCCUCCAAGGACAAAUCAAGCAAGAAGCACGUCAUCGAGCUGAAGACCCGUCAGGGAACAGAGCUCCUGAUACAGUCUGAGAUCGACAGUGUCAUCAGUGACUGGUACCGCGCCCUUACAGAGACCAUCAACACACAUGCGUGGGAGUCGGAUGAAGCCAUUGAGGAGGACAUGCCAGAGUCUCCGGGAGCUGAGAAACAGGACAAGGAGAAGGAGCACCGGGACUCUAAGAAGAGCCGAGCAAUGAAGAACUCUGUGAGCAUGGAUUCAUCAGACCAGAAGAAAACCAGGAUGAAGCUCAAGAAGUUCCUGACUCGUCGACCCACAUACCAGGCUGUCCGAGACAAAGGAUACAUUAAAGAUCAGGUGUUUGGCUGCAGUCUGACCAGUCUGUGUCAGCGGGAGAACACAUCAGUGCCCAACUUUGUCACAAUGUGCAUCGACCAUGUGGAGAACACAGGUCUUAAUAUUGACGGCUUAUAUCGAGUGAGCGGGAACCUGGCAGUGAUCCAGAAGCUUCGCUUUGCUGUGAAUCAUGAUGAGAAGGUGGAUCUCAAUGAUAGCAAGUGGGAGGACAUCCACGUCACCACCGGAGCUCUCAAGAUGUUUUUCAGGGAGCUUCCAGAGCCUCUGUUCUCAUACGGAUCCUUCAAUGACUUUGUGAAUGCCAUCAAGUGCUCUGACUACAAGCAGCGAGUGAAUUCAAUCAAAGAUUUAAUCAAGAAGUUGCCAAAGCCCAACCAUGACACAAUGCAAAUCCUCUUCAAACACCUGAGGAGGGUGGUGGACCACGGAGAGGCCAACCGCAUGACCACGCAGAGCGUGGCCAUCGUGUUCGGACCCACGCUGCUGAGGCCCGAGACCGAGACGGGCAACAUCGCGGUCCACAUGGUCUACCAGAACCAGAUAGUAGAGCUUAUACUGCUCGAGUACGAAAGUAUUUUUGGUAGGUAGAGGUGCCUACUUAGGAAGAGGAUGCCACACUUUUCAAACACGGACUUGUUUUCCAUUUCCCCUCCUCUCUUUUGUUUCUGGACUGAACUGAACAUUGCUGUGGACCAAGCAGAAAAAAAAUUCCUAAAGUGUUGCACUUAAAGAAGUUUUGGAGAUGAUUUAAAAGAAAAAAACAAAGUGUAUAAAUCUCACCCACUUGUUCAGUUGCCAUUCCUGCUGCGAGUAGUGGGGCCAGAUGAGUUUUUUUCAGAGUGGUGCUGCGAUGACGUGUGGACGAUGUGGUGGAUUUGAGUAUUCAGGUGUUUUUCACAUACACUGGAUUCCCUGUGG